Messenger RNA from Camelina sativa (false flax), 895 nucleotides. Lineage: Eukaryota; Viridiplantae; Streptophyta; Magnoliopsida; Brassicales; Brassicaceae. The record is from RefSeq and is a predicted model, not a curated record.
UGGAAGUCAAAAAAGAAUUUAAUGUUAAAGAGUUUCAUCUCUCUAAUUUCAUUUUAUUUCUCUUUUUUUUUCUUCUUCUCUCUCUCACCAUCACAUAGAACACAGAAGAAUCCAUGGCUGCUUCUUCAUCCUCCGCUGCUUCCUUCUUUGGAGGCCGACAAGAUGAUCAAUCUCACCUUCUCCCUCCUAAUUCCUCCGCCGCAGCUCCACCUCCUCCUCCUCCUCACCACCAGCCACCGCUUGAAGCUCCACCGCAGAAAAAGAAGAGAAACCAACCAAGAACUCCAAAUUCCGAUGCGGAAGUGAUAGCUUUAUCUCCAAAGACACUAAUGGCUACAAACAGAUUCAUAUGUGAAGUAUGCAACAAAGGUUUUCAAAGAGAACAGAAUCUACAACUUCACAGAAGAGGACACAAUCUUCCAUGGAAACUCAAACAGAAAUCGACCAAAGAAGUGAAGAGGAAAGUGUAUCUUUGUCCGGAGCCCUCGUGCGUUCACCAUGACCCGUCACGUGCUCUCGGAGACCUCACCGGAAUCAAGAAACAUUACUACCGUAAACACGGUGAAAAGAAGUGGAAAUGCGAUAAAUGCUCUAAGCGUUACGCUGUUCAGUCUGAUUGGAAAGCUCACUCCAAGACUUGUGGUACCAAAGAGUAUCGUUGUGACUGUGGUACACUCUUCUCUCGGUAAGUAUUCCAAAUCUUUAAAACUCUUUAAAUUAUAAUUUAAUCUUUUCGAGUGAUAUGUGUGUGAAUAUGUGUCCGUGAGUCAUUCUUCAUGGAUUAGGGUUUUUUUAAGUUCACUUUCUGUUUCGCCUCGAAGUCUUCGAUGCUCUUAUCGCUUUCUUUCGUGCAGUAAAUGCAACUUUAUUUUUCCUUUAUAUUCAAAAAUAAUUU